AUGAUGGAGACCCUGGAAGGAACAGAACUCUGCUUUCCACAACUCCUCAACACUUCGUGCAAGAAGACCAAACGUUCCUACUCUGUAGCCACGCUUAUUUACAUUCUGCUGUCCUCCAUCUCUCUGCUCACUGUGACUCUCAACCUGCUGGUCAUCAUCUCCAUCUUCCACUACAAGCAGCUCCACACCCCUACCAACCUGCUCCUUCUGUCUCUGGCUGUCUCAGAUUUCUGCGUGGGCUUCCUUAUGUUGUUACAAAUUGUCCUCCUCAAUGGCUGCUGGCCCCUGGGUAACCUUUUGUGUUCUGUGUAUUAUGUUUUGGACUACACUAUUACCUCUGCCUCUAUAGGAAACAUGGUGCUCAUAUCUGUUGACCGCUAUGUGGCUAUUUGUGACCCUCUGCAUUACCCCACCAAAGUCACUCAAACAAGAAUUAAAAUUUGUGUUUGUCUGUGUUGGAUCUGUUCUCUUCUCUUUCACUGUGUGCGGUUUAAGGAUAACCUGAAACAACCAGGUAGGUAUAACUCCUGCUCUGGAGAGUGUGUGCUUGUAAUUGAUUAUGCUGCAGGAAUCACAGAUACUUUUUUGUCCUUUAUUGGCCCUGUCUCUGUCAUUGUAAUUCUGUAUAUGAGAGUAUUUGUGGUGGCUGUGUCUCAGGCUCAUGCUAUGCGUUCCCACACUGUCACACUGCAGUUUUCAAUGACUACUUGGAAAUCGGAGAUGAAAGCAGCCAGGACUCUCGGUGUUGUUGUAGUUGUGUUUCUAAUAUGCAUCUGCCCAUAUUUCUGUGUCACACUCAAAGGCCAGGACAUCUCACUCAAUGCCUCAUCUUCAGCCUUUAUAAUAUUUCUGUUCUAUUUUAACUCCUGCCUAAACCCUGUGAUAUAUGCCUCUUUUUAUCCAUGGUUCAGAAAAUCUAUUAAGCUCAUUGUUACACUUAAGAUACUGCAGCCUAACUCCUGCGAUUCCAACAUACUGUAG
Messenger RNA from Thunnus maccoyii (southern bluefin tuna), 981 nucleotides. RefSeq names its product trace amine-associated receptor 13c-like. Lineage: Eukaryota; Metazoa; Chordata; Actinopteri; Scombriformes; Scombridae. The record is from RefSeq and is a predicted model, not a curated record. Gene Ontology annotation, cellular component: membrane. The transcript is spliced from 2 exons. Gene Ontology annotation, molecular function: trace-amine receptor activity. The coding region runs from base 1 to 981 and encodes 326 amino acids. Gene Ontology annotation, biological process: G protein-coupled receptor signaling pathway.